Cydia fagiglandana is the source of this 2716-nucleotide messenger RNA. It is a transcript of the gene spin, whose product is annotated as protein spinster. The record is from RefSeq and is a predicted model, not a curated record. The transcript has 10 exons. Gene Ontology annotation, cellular component: membrane. The coding region runs from base 298 to 1758 and encodes 486 amino acids. Lineage: Eukaryota; Metazoa; Arthropoda; Insecta; Lepidoptera; Tortricidae. Gene Ontology annotation, molecular function: transmembrane transporter activity. Gene Ontology annotation, biological process: transmembrane transport.
GAAUUGGAUUAAAAAUUAUUCUCGUCACGAACGUCGGCGGGACGGGUUGUUGCUGACGUACAUUUGAACUACGCUAUAAUUAUGCUACGAAUACUGUAACAAUUACUAAUUGUCUUAAUUUCGUAAAUAUCUAAUCAGUACCGUUCCUAAUUCUCAGUGGUUAGUUAUAUUUUAACCGAACGCAAUUAGUGAAAGUUGGUGAAUGCAAGUUUUUUCAAAAUUUCGGUCUGACUGUUACCUAAUCGGAAAGCGGUUAUCGUUAUCACUGAAAGGACUUGAGUGUGUGUAGUGAGCACCAUGGACCAAAGUGGUAUAACACCUAAUACUUCUAAUCAGCAGCUGGUUAGCAACGGGGACAAUGACUCCGCGACGGCGCUGCUGCAAGAGAAACAGGCGAGGAGGCGGGAGAAUUUGAGGGACGUCAGCUUUGUCGAGUACAUGACGGUCGGGAUACUAUGCUUCAUCAAUCUCAUCAACUAUAUGGACAGAUUCACCAUCGCCGGCGUAUUAGGUGAUGUGAAGAAAGAAUUUGCGAUCGGCGAUGACCAGGCCGGCUUCCUGCAGACGGUGUUCGUGGUGGCGUACAUGGUGUUCGCGCCGAUCUUCGGGUACCUGGGAGACCGGUACUCGAGAAGAUGGAUCAUGGCGGGCGGAGUUGCGCUAUGGAGUCUGACUACGUUCGUGGGGUCGUUCUUCACGAAUUUCGGCAUGUUCGCGUUCUUCCGCGGCCUGGUCGGCAUCGGCGAGGCGUCCUACUCCACCAUCGCUCCGACCAUCAUCAGCGACCUGUUCGUCGGCAACGUGCGGUCCAAGAUGCUGGCCUUCUUCUACUUCGCUAUACCCGUUGGCAGCGGCCUCGGUUACAUAGUGGGGUCUGUGGCCGGCGCGGCGGCGCACAACUGGCGCUGGGGGCUCCGCGUGACGCCGUUCCUGGGCGCCGUGGCCGUGGCGCUCAUCGCGUGGGUCAUGACGGACCCCGAGCGCGGCCAGGCCGAGGACAGCCACAUGAAAGCCACGUCCUACAAGGCUGAUAUACGCUCGCUUGUUAGGAACCCGUCGUUCAUGCUGUCGACGUUAGCGUUCACGUGCGUCGCGUUCGUGACGGGAGCGCUCGCGUGGUGGGGCCCGCAGUUCAUCUAUCUAGGGCUCACUCUGCAACCGAACAUGCAGGACAUCACUCUAGAGAGGGUGUCGCUAAUCUUCGGCGGGAUCACGAUGACGUCGGGCCUGCUGGGCGUGCCGCUGGGCGCGUGGCUGGGCGCGGCGCUGGUGAAGCGCUACCCGCGCUCGCACGCCGUCAUCUGCGGCGUCGGCCUCCUCCUCUCCGCGCCGGCCAUGACCCUCGGCCUCGUCCUCUGCGAACACUAUUUCUACGGACCCUUCGUCGCCAUGUUUAUCGGCGAGGUCUUCUUGAAUCUCAACUGGGCAAUAGUGGCCGAUAUGUCGCUGUAUGUCGUGGUGCCUCCACGGCGGUCUACUGCUGAAGCGUUCCAGAUCCUGAUAUCACACAUGUUUGGGGAUGCGGGCAGUCCCUAUUUAGUCGGUGUGAUAUCGGAAUCAUUGAAAAAAUCAUUAGGCCCAAUGCCACAAGAGUCGCCGAGCACUAGCGUGCAGUUCAGAGCGUUGCAAUACGCGCUGUUCGUUACGUGUUUCGUUGAAGUCAUCGGAGGAGUAUUCUUCCUACUGACGUCCAUUUACAUCGUCAGGGACAAGUUAAAAGUCGACAGAGCGAUCGCUGUUGCUUCAAAAAUAGUUUAGCGUAGUGAAGCAGAAGCCCAAAGUGCGGAGCCCUCACAUAGCAAUGCCCAAGAACACGCGGCAGGCGAAUAGAUUAAUUCCUAAGUGACCUUAAGACAUUGAAUUAGAUCUGUGAGUGUACCCGUACUGAUCUGUGAGUGUACCCGUACUGAUCUGUGGGUGUACCCGUACAGAUUGUGAGCAGAAGCGUGCAUUACUCACUGAGGCGCUUGAAAUCAUAGUUUGAUUUCGCCGUUGUAAAGACUGAUUUGUUUGGUAUUUUGAAUAGGCAAAAUACGGUGGCGUGACUAGACUAGUGUGAGAUAUUGUAAUAUAUAAUUAUGUAGGUUCAAAUAGGCAUCACAAGAUCAACUCUAGAUAGUGAUCUAUUUAUAAUGCGCAUUUUAAUCAUGCUGGUUGCAAAAGAGGGACUGGAUGUAAGAUAGAGAUAUUAGAAUCAACCAACAUAUUCAAUGAAAUGUAUUGAUUCACAAGCAAAUGAAGACUUGUUCAUGAUUUUGUUGGUAAAUAAUUACCUCAUUUGUUACUCUUUUAUUAAAUUAAUUUAAUUUUUAAUUAUAGUUUGAUUAUUCAAUAUUGUCAAUGUUAAAUUUGCAAUUAUUAUGUUCCUAAUUUAUUCGAUAAUUUAUUUGGAAUGAGACAAUUUUAAUAAUUAGAUAUUUUUGUACACUCAAAACAGUUUUAACGUUAAAUUCAAUGUUACCUACAAUCGGCUCAUUUAAUUGAUGAAAUCUGUGGGUAAUCUAGGCCGUAGGUGUGAUUGUUUUACUUAUAAUUUAUUUAUAGAUCGUGGGUACCAACUAGAUCGAGGUUAAACUGUAUUGAAUGGCAAGACUGAAAUGUAAUGAACUAAUUUAUCGUAAUGUCUAAAUUAACUACUAUGUAAUACCGAAAUCGUUUUUUGUAAAUAUCGUAAAUUUGCGGAAUGAAGAAAAUAAAAAUAAUUUAUUUUUUAUAA